Messenger RNA from Impatiens glandulifera, 495 nucleotides. RefSeq names its product receptor-like protein 9DC3. Bases 1 to 495 code for a protein of 164 amino acids. The record is from RefSeq and is a predicted model, not a curated record. The transcript has a single exon. Gene Ontology annotation, molecular function: protein binding. NCBI's taxonomy places the organism in Eukaryota, Viridiplantae, Streptophyta, Magnoliopsida, Ericales, Balsaminaceae.
AUGACAAUGAAAGGCUUUGAUGCUCCCAUUAAAGGAAUUAUCUUACAAUUUCGGACAAUAAUUGAUUUGUCAAGCAAUAAGUUUGAGGGCGCCAUUCCGGAUGUUGUUGGCAAGUUAGUUGGACUCACAAUGUUGAAUAUUUCCAAUAAUCGGCUUAGCGGACAUAUACCUGUAAAAUUGGGAAAUUUAGUUCAGCUCGAACAAUUGGAUCUAUCUUCAAACGUGGCAUUAUGUGGACCUCCUUUGUCAAGAAAAUGCCAGGGGCGUGAUUCUGAAGAUGAUGAUUCAGAUUAUGCAUUCAUGAACGGGUUCACAUGGCAAGCUGUUUUGAUGGGGUAUGCAUCUGGAAUGAUAAUCGGGUUAGGUGGAGGUUGUCUUUCGUUCUAUACGGGAAGACCUAAAUGGUUUGCCACAAUGAUCGAUGAAGAGGGAUAUAGAAUCAUCAAGAAAUACAGACAAGGGAGGAGAUUGUCUAGUAAUCUGAGAUUACAUUAA